Triticum turgidum subsp. durum (durum wheat) is the source of this 534-nucleotide messenger RNA. NCBI's taxonomy places the organism in Eukaryota, Viridiplantae, Streptophyta, Magnoliopsida, Poales, Poaceae. The record is from the annotation of a GenBank genome assembly.
AUGGAGGCAACUAAAGGAGACAAUGUGAUGGUAGACAUACCACAACUUCCUCAUGUCACAAAUCUGGAGCUGGAUUUCCGGUCUCUAAACAACCACAUUUUUGGUGCAUGUGUAUCUAGCAUCCUUGCGCGUUGCAGCAAUCUUCAACACCUCAGCCUAGGCAUCAACAAAUCCUACAUUCGUCGGUGUGGGGAUGUGUGCUGCAUAUGCGGAUGCGUUGGGAGCUGGAAGGAGGACAAGAUCUCACUGGAUCAUCUUCGCGAGGUGGAGUUCAACGGCUUCUCGGGGCAGGAGUGCCAUGACAUGGCACACUUGUUGCUACUGAAUUCACCGGCGCUCCAGAGGAUGUCUGUGGUCGUUGAGGUAUCUGGAGAUAUCUCAUGGGACGAUAGUUCAGAUGAUGAAAGCCCACCAUGCAAGAAAGAAAUCAUGGAGACAUCGGUGUUAACGCUUCCACGCCCUAGAGGGAAGUGGAGGGCACGCGCCUCGGCUAAUGAGGCAACAUCAGAGUACGAGUGGACACCAAGGCCAUGA